This is a messenger RNA of Dendrobium catenatum, 1885 nucleotides long. RefSeq lists its product as uncharacterized. Gene Ontology annotation, molecular function: poly-pyrimidine tract binding; pre-mRNA 3'-splice site binding. The transcript has 8 exons. The record is from RefSeq and is a predicted model, not a curated record. Lineage: Eukaryota; Viridiplantae; Streptophyta; Magnoliopsida; Asparagales; Orchidaceae. The coding region runs from base 526 to 1755 and encodes 409 amino acids. Gene Ontology annotation, cellular component: U2AF complex; U2-type prespliceosome; nuclear speck.
CAGGUUGUUCACUAAUUUCUAAAAACUUAUGCUCCAGGUAUAUUUGUGUUUUCAUGCAUUCUGUGAAAAAAGGAACUUUGUGAUGCAAUAUUCCAAAUUCAGCUUGGAAGAAUCUUCACUAUUGCUUUGAGAUAUUCUCAGCAUCUUAUUUAUUUUCCCAGUCAUUAGUUUUGUUUGUUUAAGGCAUGAUAUCUUGGUAUCCUUAGAUGAAAGCUUAUCUGACAAUCAUGUUGGAAUCUCUUUCAAAUAGGGUAUUUUUGUUGGGUGUGUCAUAAUUCACAUUCAGGAUCGUGACAAAGAGAGGACUUUUUAUAGCAGAAUUCAAGAUGUAGUGCAACAUUGAUGAAAUUGCUGCUUAUUUCAGAAAUGAUACCUGCUAGCUGAUCUUGAAUGUUGGUAGGGUCCUUUCUGGUGACAUGUCCUGUGGUGUUUACUUUAACUCUAUAACCAAAUUUACAAAAUGAUAGAAGACCAUUCCUUCUUAGUGGUCUUGGUACAAGCUUGAGGUUAGUAUCUGACCGUGCAAUGAGGUUAUCAUUUGAGAUGCACAUUUUGUACCAUCUACAAAAAAUUUGCUCCCUUCACAGAUUAUUUCUCUUAUGGAAGAGUGGAGUCCCAGAGAAAACCGGGGAUGUAGUCAGAGCAGUGUCUGAUGUUGUGAUCGAUUCCCCAUACAAGAUUUUUGUUGGUGGAAUUUCAGAUAUUCUGUCUUCCAAGAUGCUUAUGGAAAUUGCCAAUGCUUUUGGGCCAUUGAAGGCUUAUCGCUUUGACUUCAGUAAGGAGCUCAAUGGUCCUUGUGCCUUUUUAGAGUAUGAAGAUCAUUCAAUUACUUCGAAGGCAUGUGCUGGUCUUAAUGGAUUGAUGCUGGGUGGCUUCAUUCUUACUGCAGUCAGAGCUUUUCCUGAUAUCAAUGAGGAUAAUGCAAGACCUCCAUCUUACGCUGUUCCUCCCCAUGUAAAACCACUUCUCGCUAACGUUACACAAGUCCUUGGGCUUCAUAAUUUGAUCAAUCAGGAGGAUUUCCAUACUUUGUCUGAAAAUGAAUUGGAGGAAACACUGGAAGAUGUCCGGUUGGAGUGUGCAAGGUUUGGAACCGUAAAAGCUGUGCACUUAGUGAGACAUAGCAGCAGUAGCAAUGAGCAGAAGUCGGUAGCUUCUGAACUUUCCGAUUCUGUCAAUGCUUCGGCGUUGUUAGAAUCAAAUGUCAGCUUUCAUAGUGGAAGUAAAGAGAAGGCCAAUGAGAUGCAUCUCGACAAGAUUACAGAAGCCUCGACUCCAAUAUAUGUUGAAGAGCCUGAGAAUGUCAAAGAUGAAGAUGGGCUAAUUAAGGAAGAUGAGAUGAAAGAAUCAGCAGGACCUUCUGAGGAUUUGCAAGACAUUGACGAGGGUACAAAUGAUCAAAUUGAAGAUGGCCGUAUUGAAGAGAAUGCUUUAAUUUCCAAAUUCCCUGCACCUAAAGAGAUGCCUGAUGCCAAAUUGGCUGAAGAGACAAAAUUAGAUCCUAUUGCUGCAGAUAAAGAAGAGAACAAAGGAAAUGAAAACCGGAAGUUUGUUGCAGAAAGAGAUUUGGAAAGUUUACAACAGCAGGCUAAUCUUUCUGAGACAUUUGAGCCAGGUUUGAUUCUUGUGGAGUUUCAGAGGAAAGAAGCAGCUUGUAAUGCAGCUCACUGUUUGCAUGGCCGAUCGUACGACGAACGGAAGGUUGCAAUUGAAUAUAUCCCUCAUGAUGUUUACUUCAAUAGAUUCGCCAAAUAAGCUUUUGCCAGAAAAAAAAUCAUUAGAUGAACUGUAAGAUUGUACUGCGACUGCAUUGAUUAUUGACAUUUGUUAAAAUGAGAUGCAUUGCUUAGUGGAACAUUAUAAUAGAUUUUAUUUUUAAAGAAUA